AUGGACGAAAAUAGAAACAUCUGGCCUCGGGACUACGAUUGGAAGACCGAUGACUCGAGCAAAAAAUCUGGCUACACAUGGCAUUCCUAUAUAGUCCACGUAGGGCUUUUGACAGCUUGUAGGGAAUCUCAUGAUGCAGUAAAGAAACUCAAACGUCUUUUCGUCAGCAUGCGCUGUGAGUUACGCGAUUGGUGUUGCAAGAAGGUAGUUUCCCCCCAGAAAACCGAUUCUUUGCCCCGGGACCAAGUUAUAGAUCUUACUCGAGACAUAUGCGUCACAACCACCGAUUCAUGGAAGUCUCUUCUGAGACCUUGGAGACCGAUAUAUCUACAAACCGAAGAUGCUCGAGGUCGAAGGCGAUUGAUGAAACCUCUGAACAUCGGUGUCAAGUUAGACCCAUCGUGGGACGAAGAAAUGCAGAAGGCCGUGAAGACUACCUACUUCGCCACUGUUCUGCGUGACCUCUAUCCACCGAUGGCCUUUGCGAUCAGACUACUUUUCGAAGUUGCAACCGACGACAAUUAUCUUCGGGGCCGAUCCAAGGUUAUGUUGAUCGACGAUGUAUCCGAAUGGCAAUCAUACGACACUAAAGGGCAUGCUGGAUGUAGGAUCUUCGAUUCCGGCCAGGAGUACGUGGAACUAGGGUCGCUUAUGAGCUUUAGUACGCAUAUUCCACAUCCGGACAGUCAUAUGGGCGAAUUUGCGGAAAAUCUCAAUUACUUGUUCUUGGGCAAAUUGAAUGCGGCUUGUCAGAGACGCUGGGGUCACCUCCUCGAUGCCGACUUUCUUAUACCAGUUCUGAGACGGGACAAACAAGCUCCAAUGAACCGCCAGUAG
This is a messenger RNA of Fusarium fujikuroi IMI 58289, 837 nucleotides long. RefSeq lists its product as uncharacterized. Lineage: Eukaryota; Fungi; Ascomycota; Sordariomycetes; Hypocreales; Nectriaceae. The transcript has a single exon. The record is from RefSeq and is a predicted model, not a curated record. Bases 1 to 837 code for a protein of 278 amino acids.